Molecule: messenger RNA, 7053 nt
Organism: Thunnus maccoyii (southern bluefin tuna)
Lineage: Eukaryota; Metazoa; Chordata; Actinopteri; Scombriformes; Scombridae
Gene: ghra
Product: growth hormone receptor a
Exons: 10
Coding region: 532-2442 (636 amino acids)
Biological process (GO): cytokine-mediated signaling pathway
Cellular component (GO): external side of plasma membrane; membrane
Molecular function (GO): cytokine receptor activity; protein binding
Source: RefSeq, a predicted model, not a curated record
UAUGCACAAUUAAAACAUAUCUUAACGAGACAUAUCCUAAUAAGCUGAAAUGAUAAAGCCUAAUAAAGUGUUUAUUCGCUACUUCAGCUAAACUUUGUCACUGAAUAGAAAGUGUGGCAGCUACUGGGGGGUUUUAUUUUGGAGGUUUAGCCCGGCAGUCUUUCUUUUCUAGCUGUGGUCAUGAGGGCGCUUCACCGCCAUGUGAAACACACAGACUGGCUCUGUCUCAGCAGCGCACUGAGUAUGGCUCUCUCAAAGUCGGCUAGACGAUGAACUGAGCAGCAACAGAUAAGGAAGCGAAAGGAAAGGAAAGCGACACACAACCGAUCUAAAAGAUUGGGUGAUGUGAAAAUCUGGAGAGAUCCUUGUGGGCCGAGCAGGCAGAAGUGAAGAGGCAGGAGUUUGUGUGUGAGUGUGUGUGUGUGUGUGUGCCUGCUGGUGCUCUCUCGCUGGCCAUCAGAUGACCGACUUCUGAAAAGUCCAUCGGCGCUGUCCUCGCAGUUUUUCAGCUCGAGGCUUCGUGGAAACAUCAUGGCUGUCUCACCACCCUCCUCCAAACUCCUUCUCUUACUCCUCAUUUCCUCCCUGGGCUGGCUGUCCACUCCAGGAUCUGCAUUUAUCAUGGACCGGGACCACAUGACAUCAUCAGCUCCCCUUGAGCCUCAUUUCACAGAGUGCAUAUCGAGGGACCAGGAGACAUUCCGCUGUUGGUGGAGUCCAGGCAACUUCCAAAACCUGUCCGACCCUGGAGCACUGAGAGUCUUCUACCUUAAGAAAGACUCUCCCACCAGUGAAUGGAAAGAGUGUCCAGAGUAUAUCCUUUCAAACAGGGAGUGCUUCUUCGAUGUACAACACACAUCCAUUUGGAUCCCCUACUGCGUGCAGCUGCGCAGCCAAGACAACGUCACCUAUUUCCAAGAGGACGACUGUUUCACUGUGGAGAAUAUCGUACGUCCUGACCCUCCAGUGUCUCUAAACUGGACCCUUCUGAACAUAAGUCCCUCUGGGCUAAGUUAUGAUGUCAUGGUCAACUGGGAGCCGCCGCCCUCUGCAGAUGUCAGAGCAGGCUGGAUGCGCAUUGAGUACGAGAUCCAGUACAGAGAGAGAAAUACCACAAACUGGGAAGCAUUGGAGAUGCAGCCGCACACCCAGCAGACAAUCUAUGGUCUACACAAAGGAAAAGAGUAUGAAGUACACAUCCGCUGCAGGAUGCAGGCCUUCACUAAGUUUGGAGAGUUUAGCGACUCCAUCUUCAUUCAAGUAACUGAGAUUCCCAGCAAAGAGUCUGUUUUUCCACUCACACUGGUUGUUGUUUUCGGGAUUGUGGGCAUCCUCAUACUCAUUAUGCUGGUUGUGAUCUCUCAGCAGCACAGAUUAAUGAUGAUUCUGUUGCCACCAGUUCCUGCACCCAAAAUUAAAGGCAUUGAUCCAGAGCUGUUAAAGAAGGGGAAGCUGGAGGAGCUGAAUUUUAUCCUGAGUGGUGGAGGUAUGGGUGGCCUGCCCACUUACGCACCAGAUUUCUACCAAGACGAGCCGUGGGUGGAGUUCAUCGAGGUGGAUGCGGAGGAUCCAGACAGUGGGGAGAAGGAGGACAACCAGGGCUCAGACACCCAGAGGCUCCUGAGUGUGUCCCAACCCGUCAGCCACCAUAUGCACAUAGGAUGCUCCAAUGCCAUCAGCUUCCCUGACGAUGACUCAGGCCGGGCCAGCUGUUAUGACCCAGAUGUGCCGGACCAGGACACCCUAAUGCUGAUGGCCACCCUGUUGCCAGGCCAACCUGAGGACAGAGAAGCCUCCCUCAAUGUUGUAGAAAGAGCCUCAGAGAGAGGCGAGAGGCCCCUCAUCCACACCCAAACUGGAGGGCCCCAGACUUGGGUCAACACAGACUUCUAUGCCCAGGUCAGCAAUGUUAUGCCCUCCGGAGGCGUGGUGCUGUCUCCUGGGCAACAACUCAGAAUCCAGGAGAACACCUCAACCACUGAGGAGGAAACACAGAAGACAGGAAAAGAGAGCGAAGGCAACGAGGAGACUGAUGAAAAGAAGCAGAAAGAGCUACAGUUUCAGAUGCUGGUAGUGGAACCUGAGGGAAGUGGUUACACCACAGAGAGCAGCGCCCGGCAGAUCAGCACUCCCCCUAGCUCCCCCAUGCCCGACAAGGGCUAUCACACCAUACAACCUCAGCCAGUGGAGACCAAACCCGCAGUCACAGCGGAGGAUAAUCAAUCACCCUACAUUCUUCCUGACUCUCCCCAGUCCCAGUUCUUUGCCCCCGUUGCAGACUACACAGUGGUACAAGAGGUGGACAGUCAGCACAGUCUGCUGCUCAACCCGCCUCCCCUCCAGUCUCCCCCUCCCUGCCUGCCACAACACCCCCUCAAGGCCCUACCUGCUAUGCCUGUAGGGUACAUCACCCCAGACCUGCUGGGGAACCUCUCACCGUGAAAUGACAAUGCCAUUAGGCCUUUAGGUGUUAGGUUGAUUGACCAGGAAGUCCCCCUGCAGUCACAAAGCCUGUGUCUACCUGAUUCCUGCUGGAAACCAAAUAACUCACAGCACACAGUGUGGAUGAGAAUGUGCAGGUGUUUGUUUUCAGAGGGUGCUGAAAAGGAGAUGUGAAAAGCUGCAAGUUUUAUUGCUGACUGUUUUACAUCUGCAAUUACAUCAAUUAAUUUGAUGCAGAGGUAGCCAAAAGUAUACAUCACAAACCAAAUGCACAGUUUGUUCUUUUUUUUUUCCAUGCACAAGACAGACACGGAUGAUAGGCUGAGACUAUGAUUAUAAUGAGUCAAUAAGCUUCAGCUUGCUGCUAACCUGCCUUGGAUCUCAUUACAUCUCUGGCUAACUGUGUUUUAGAUCAGUGACAGUGUUAAAGUCUUAAUCUUACAGAGAGAUGUCAGUGUAUGUCAAUUGGGGAGAAAACAAGCACAUUGUAGUCAUGUUUUUACUCUGCAGUUCUUGAUACCUCUUGCUGGCAGAGGUUUUUCAAUUAAUUGUCACCUAAAAACGCUUGGUGGCUUGUUUUGUAUUCUUAAAUUUCUUAGCUCAUCGUGUCAUCAGUAUUUCACUAGAGAUAUAUUUUUAUAUGAAAGAUAUUAGCUAUCCACCCUAAUACACAGCUAAAACACAGCUAUGCAGAUUCACCUUGCAUUCCUGGCUUCAUUUUGUUCAGUGGUAUACUGUUCAUAUGUUCAUGAAUAAGUGGCCAAACAGAUUAUAUGAUGUCAAGACAUUUUCGCUCCACGGCUGCAAUAGAGUUUAAUAGAAGAAAUACUUUUAACAACACAGAUGCGCACACACACCGACAUGCAAAUACAUUAAUAAUAAAGCAGUACCAGAGGAGUCCUUACAUAUACUAUUGCUAUUAUAUCUCUUUCACUCCUUGGGGGAUGUUGACAGGCAUUCAAGAAUAUGAAGGAAAUCACUAACUGAAGUAGAAGCAGAGGAGACAAAGGGAAAUUGCAACAAAUCUGGAAUGCAUUGAACAUUGCAGACUGAUUAAGCAUAAGAGUGUCCCAGAAUUUUUCUUUAACCUGGGUUUAUUUAUUUUCAUUUUAUUUUUUAACAUACCGAGAACCUACAGCGCUGUAAGAGGAAGGACUCAUUCAGAUUCAUUCAUAGCUGUGAGCUGCUCAGUGCAAACUGUGCUGUAGAGCACGGAGCACCACAAGUGCCUUGCUCACGGGCACAUUGAAAUAUAUAUUUAGCAGAAGGGAAGGAGACACAGACACACAGACGGCAGUUCAGUAAAACCAAGUAUUGCAUUACAGCUUGAAACAGCAACCAAGUCUCACCUUUACAACCAGCACUUACUCAUAAUCUAUCACUUAGACCGAAACUUUAAUUAGCAAGCUUAUUGCUCGGGAGUUGUAUUUGUCUCAUGUUGCAUUGUUAUUGCAGCGACAGCAACUGGAAUAAGUUGAAAGAAUGUGAAAGUAUGUAAUAGCUGUAAUUAGCUAACAUUUUAUACUUAUUGUCUGCCAAGUACACAGUGUUAACAACGUGUGCCUAUUACUGUGUUAUUGGCUUGCCGUUUCUGUGCUAAUAUAUGUUUACAUAAUUAGGAUUUGUGCAUUUAUGCAUUGCUAUGUACACGCAAAUACUGCUAUGUAUAGGUGAAUUAGUGUAAAGCCUCUCUGUGCAUAGAACACAGUAACAUGCAUAUAUACACACACACUACAGAAAAAAAAGAAAACACAUGUCUUAAUUGAUAUUUAAUUUUGCCUUCCUAACAUAGCCAUAAAAAUGAUGAGCUGAAAAUUGCCUAAAGUUGCAAGGGUGAACAUUUUUUGAGGCCACUAAACCUUAAGUUGCACAUUAUAGACCAUGCUCAUAAAAACUGACCACAAUUUCCAACCCAAAAAUUUUCUAGGACCUUUAGUUCCAAGUUCUGGUCUGUCAGGGUGGAUAGAUAUAAAAAAGUUCCCCUAAAACCUGAGAGUCACUUACAGCAGGCAAUGCGUGUGUAAUUAGGCAUGUGAUCCUUUUUUUGUCCCAGUACUUGUCAUAGAAUACCUAAAUUUAGGACAUUAUUUCAGCAGAAUCUGUUGCAUAAUUAAUUAUUUUCUCACAUUUACCAUAUAGUGUAAGCUUGGCCUUAGUUAAUUGAGAUUGUAAGCUUUAAUUAUGGCCUGUGGGUUUGAAGAUGGCAGAGGAGACAUAUUGUGAUGGUUUUAGGCUCCUCAUAUUUUUUCAUCCUAUGAAUUAUCAUGAAGACAACAUGCCUGUGACAAACACAGUAGCAUGGCAUACAAUAAGAUAUCCAAGCUUAGGCUGAUUGAGGUUGUGCAUUAUUCAUGAUUGUAAUACAAAACAAUGAAUUUUCAUUUCAGCAAGUCUAUGAGUGAGUCAGAGGCAUUGUUAUUGUAUAGCAUCAAGGCAGCCUUCAAAUGAGCACAUCUCACCAUAAACAAAAAAAUACGUCAUAUUGCAAAGGAAAAACAUCCCGCCUUUGAAUUAUGUUGUUUUGGACUCAUUCUUGAGAUAAGCAGGCUGAAAAAGAUAGAAAAGGUCUUUUGUAUCAGACAAUCUAGAAUGAAGAGAGACAAAGAAAGAGCCAUAAAAAAUGUGAAUAUGAUAAAUAUGUGCCAUUUCUCUCUUUCUGUCUCUCUCUCUCUUUCGAAAAAGCUCAGUGUUCUGUUGUUGCUGCCUAGUGCUGAUGAUACCAGCAAGUCAAUGCUGUUGCAGAAAUGUCUUAAUAUAUUUACUAGUGCUGUAAAAUUACAAGUAUAUAUUUUUUAUGUCAUUAAUGUUACUAAUCACAAUAUAUUGCUGCUCGGUACAUGUAUUUUUUCCUGCAUUCAGCCUUACUGUGAUGGGGAAGUGUCAUUUAAGAGAGUGCAACGAUCACUGUAUUGUGUACAAGGGUAAAUAUUUGGUGGUAAAACCAGCAAAAUUGAUGAAACUGAUACCUGAAAAAUGGUCUGAGUUAAGCUGGAGGGUAUUAUUUGGCUCAGUUAUCAGUUCAAUUAUGAAUAGAAACACUUGGACAGUUUUUCCCCAAAGUUGAGAUGCAAUACAGUUGUCUAAUGAUGCCCAUGCAACUUUCAGAGUAUUGACACCCAUUCAAAGAUCCAGAGAAGCCUCUUCGUGUAUAUGAAGGAAGAUAAUGGAAAAAGCACUGUUAAGUUUCUGUUUCAGUUGUACCAUGGUGAUUGUGAAUGUGUGCAAACUGGAAUAUGGAAUGCAAUUAUGAUAUUGAGGAAAAGUUUUAUUAAAAAAAAGUGUUUUUAAGGUCACGGCAAGGAAGACAAAUUGGGAGGUGCUUUUGUUCAAGCUUACAGGUGUUUACUUCAUUGUGUCUGCAAUUUUAUUUUUUUGACAAUUCACAAUGAGUUCAUUUUUAAUGUAGUGUAAAAGUUUGCAACUGUUAUUUCAAGUUUAUAAAUGUUACAGACACUUCAGAGCAAGCACUUUGUACACAUAUAUAUAUCAGAUGUUUAAAUAGUGUUCAGAUUUUGUAUCUCAGACUAAAUCAAGUCUAUGAAUGACCUGUUAUAAAACAGCAUAUGUUUUUUUUUAUUCAGCACAAUAAUCGGACGAUGAUGAACCGUCAAUAUCAAUAAGCUUCAGUUUUGUUCUACAGAGUUUAUGUUUAUAGGAUGUAUUUUACACUACCAGAUUGAUAGAAUGAUGUACUGUAAUGGAGUAUUUAAUAUUUGCUAGAAGAUUUAUGGAUAGAUAGAGUAGAUAGAUGUAGUCUAUUAUGAAGUCAUAUCAAAAUAUAGGCAGAGUGAAAUAGUUAUACUGUAACUAUACAUUCUUACAUUUCUCCCACUAUGUGAUUUCAACGUUUCUUUAUUGAAAAGUUCAUUGAAAGAGGCUGAAGCAUUUUUUAAUUUUGUGUUUUGGCCUCCAACUUCUUGGUUUUGUGUCAGUGAAAGAGUGGCUUUUGUCGCUUUGUUAAGCCUGGAAAUAAUCUUGAGUGCUGGAAUUUGUGCUGGUUGUGACUCUUUAUCAACAAAGAGUGUUCGGCCAGACAUUUUUUAGCUUGUUGGGAAAAUUGUUUAAUUCUUGACUUGAGUACUGCGGUUAUAGCCUGUUUUUUUAUGACUAAGUUCAGUGGCUCCAAUCUAUAUUUCUCUCCAUGUGUGAUUUAUUUGUCUGCUCUGAACCCUCAGAUCACCCCACCACCUUAUCUGACCGCAGUGGUCGGGGCAGCAUGUGUGCGCUGUUAUUUCUGAUAUGUUGUCAUCCAGGCUCAUAAAACUGGAAAUAUGCUACACGUGCAGCUGUUUGUACACGUGGAAACAGCUGCAUUGCGGUCACAAGUGUGACAAACUCAUUAUCAUAAUUUAUCACAAUGCAUUGGUGUCAUUAAUUUUAUAUGAUCUUGCUCCAAGUUUUCAUGCCUCAACAUCCCAUCUUAUAUUUGCAGAGCUCCUAACCUUGGAACCACUGUUCUAGUCUGUUGGCUGCUGUUCUGCUCAAGACCAAGAACUGUUGUAAUCUUUGAUGAUUUGAUAUUGUUCCCUUCCCAUUUAAGCCUUUCUGGUGUUGUAUGUGUGAUCAAUAAGCUUUCAACAAGUUACACAAUAAAUGUAUACAGCAUCUUAA